GUUUGGGUUUGACAGCUCAGAGCCUCAGACUUAUAUUUCCAAUAUGGAUUGUGCUUUUGAAAUCUCAUGUCCUGUAAUUGAUUGCAAUGCACAAAGAAGAAUGAAGCAACAAAUGCUUUCUCACUACAGAGUGGUACACAGAGGGGAUGCAGAUUUCAAGGCCCCUUGCUUUGAGUGCGAGAAAGAAUUUCGGACCGAAAUUGCUCUAAGAAAACACCUUAGCCGUCAUCAUGUUUUAUUCUUCAACAAUGAAGCUGCAGCAGUGAUUCCAGCUCUGGAAGUACCAAGACCACAAAGUGUUAACAGCGACCUGCAUCAGCCAAUUCUCUCAUCGAAGAUUUGUAUCCUCCAAACAAUCAGCAUGACUCUGCCCUUUACCUUCUGAACCUCUCACAUGAGAGAAAAUUUAACCAAGUGGACUUGAACACUGUGAUGGAAGCAACAAAAGAAUUUGUCAACAAGGAAGUUCUAGCUGUACUCUCUCGAGCAAUAGCCAGCUUAGAAGAUUCUGGGUGCACACACUGAGCGUGUUGCUCCACUUACAGAGCUGUACAAAUCUAUUUUUGCACCGGAUCCUUUUCAGGGACUCAAAACCCAAUACAGACAGUAUCAAUACUACACAAAAUAUUUUGGUAUGAUUAGUCCCAUCAAAAUACUUCUCCCUCAACUAACCCAGGAUUACGGUCGUGUGCAAACUAGAAAACCUCAAAACUUUAAAAAGCAAGAAUAUGUAGUUGUCCCCUUCUUUUCCCAGUUGAAAGUUCCCCUACUAGCACACAAAGUCCUAUGGAUGUUUAUUGGGCGUUCCGCCAUCCACUUUAGGUUUAUCAAUUUUUUGACAACGCAGAAACAUCAAAUAAACGUAAAUGGCAACGUGAAAUUGAUGUCACCAUUUGAAACCAAUAUAAAAUAUUAAUUUGA
Messenger RNA from Daphnia magna, 921 nucleotides. RefSeq lists its product as uncharacterized. The record is from RefSeq and is a predicted model, not a curated record. Lineage: Eukaryota; Metazoa; Arthropoda; Branchiopoda; Diplostraca; Daphniidae. The transcript has 3 exons. Bases 44 to 385 code for a protein of 113 amino acids.